Molecule: messenger RNA, 790 nt
Organism: Esox lucius (northern pike)
Lineage: Eukaryota; Metazoa; Chordata; Actinopteri; Esociformes; Esocidae
Product: galactose-specific lectin nattectin-like
Exons: 6
Coding region: 5-751 (248 amino acids)
Molecular function (GO): signaling receptor activity
Source: RefSeq, a predicted model, not a curated record
UUUGAUGAACUGGGGCCAUAGGAAUAAUCAUCGUUUCUGGAAUCACCGAGAUGGUUGGGGUUUGCUCAGAGGCUCAGGUGAAUGGAUGGGCGCGAGACUUGAUCAGAGUAGCGAGGAGAAAUACAUUCACCGGCCUGGUUGGGGAGCCAGAGAACGACACAUUCACCGGCCUGGUUGGGGAGCCAGAGAACGAUACAUUCACCGGCCUGGUUGGUGGAGCAAAGAAAGAUACUUCCACCGUCGUGACGGGAGCAGCGAGGAGAAACUAAUGUCCUGGAGUAGCGAGGAGAGAGAUGACGAGAGAAGAAUAAUGGAGAAGCUGAUACGGCACUUGCGAAUAGAGCAUCCUUACAGAGUGUGUCCGCACGGCUGGCACGGACACGGGACUCACUGCUACCACUACAUCCCCUUCAAAGCUUCAUGGCACCACGCCGAGAGGAACUGUCUGCUCUUAGGUGGAAACCUGGCUUCAGUACACGGACCUCACCAGUAUCAUUUCCUUCUGUCCGUCAUUGAGAAGAGCGGCAAGAAAGACCAGCGAACCUGGGUUGGAGGGAACGAUGCCGUCCAGGAGGGGGUUUGGUUGUGGAGUGACGGUUCCAAGUUUUCAUACCAGAACUGGAGUCGGGGGCAGCCCUCUAAUUUCAACAACAGGGAGAACUGCAUGGAGAUUAACUAUGGAGCUGACCGUGGCAAGAAUGACGCUGCCUGUUGGCAUAAGUUCCCUUUCCUGUGUUCCAGAAAGCUGUGAUUUCUACAAUUUGGGAGAUAAGACCUUGAAGAGGUUUUC